Pimephales promelas (fathead minnow) is the source of this 1900-nucleotide messenger RNA. RefSeq lists its product as uncharacterized. NCBI's taxonomy places the organism in Eukaryota, Metazoa, Chordata, Actinopteri, Cypriniformes, Leuciscidae. The record is from RefSeq and is a predicted model, not a curated record. Gene Ontology annotation, biological process: regulation of gene expression. Gene Ontology annotation, cellular component: nucleus.
AGAAGUGAAGGAGGAGAGAGAAGAUCUGAGAGAAGUGAAGGAGGAGAGAGAAGAACUGAGUGAAGAGGAGGAGGAACAUCAUGUCCAACUUGGAGGAAAACCUUUGAGUCGCUCAAAGACUAAAAAGAAAUUUUUAAAGAAAAGAAGAGCCAAGAAAUCUUUCACCUGCACUCAGUGUGGAAAGAGUAUCACAACCAAAUAUAGUCUAGAGAUUCAUAUGAGGAUCCACACCGGAGAGAAGCCGUUCUCUUGUGAUCAAUGUGAAAAAAGAUUCUCAAACAAACAAAAUCUUAGGCUUCACAUGAGAAUCCACACUGGAGAGAAGCCGUUCACAUGUGAUCAGUGUGGGAAGAGUUUCGCACAAAAACCAUGUCUUGAUAUUCACAUGAGAGUUCAUACUGGAGAGAAGCAGUAUAUGUGUAAUUGGUGUGAAAAGAGAUUCGCUCACAAACAAAAUCUUAAUUAUCACAUGAAGACCCACACCGGAGAGAAGCCGUUCUCAUGUGAUCACUGCGGCAAAACAUUUUUUGAGUCAUCAGAGCUGAAGACACACCUGAGAGUUCAUACGAAGGAGAAGCCGUAUUCAUGUUCUGUGUGUGGAAAGAGUUUUUCACUGCUGCAAAGUUUACAUAGACAUGAGAAAAUACACACUGGUGUGAGAGAGUACAUGUGCUUUGAGUGUGAGAAGACUUUUAUUACAAGCAGCGAUUUAAAACAGCACCAGAGGAUCCACACUGGAGAAAAACCUUACAAGUGUUCACACUGCGACAAGAGAUUCAGUCAGUCAUCAACUCUGAAAACACAUGAGAAGAUCCACACUGGAGAAAAAACUUACAAGUGUUCACAGUGCGACAAGAGAUUCAGUCAGUCAUCAACUCUGAAAACACAUGAGAAGAUCCACACUGGAGAGAAGCCGUUCUCAUGUGAUCACUGUGGCAAAACAUUUUUUGAGUCAUCAGACCUGAAGACACAUCUGAGAGUUCAUACGAAGGAGAAGCCGUAUUCAUGUUCUGUGUGUGGAAAGAGUUUUUCACUGCUGCAAAGUUUACAUAGACAUGAGAAAAUACACACUGGUGUGAGAGAGUUCAUGUGCUUUGAGUGUGAGAAGACUUUUAUUACAGCUGAACAUUUAAAACGGCACCAGAGGAGCCACACUGGAGAAAAACCUUACAAGUGUUCACACUGCGACAAGAGAUUCAGUCAUUCAUCAACUCUGAAAACACAUGAGAAGAUCCACACUGGAGAAAAACCUUACAAGUGUUCACACUGUGACAAGAGAUUCAAUCUGUCUGGAAAUCUGAAAGCGCAUGAGAAGAUCCACACUGGAGAAAAACCUUACAAGUGUUCACACUGUGACAAGAGAUUCAGUCAGUCAUCAACUCUGAAAACACAUGAGAAGAUCCACACUGGAGAAAAACCUUACAAGUGUUCACACUGUGACAAGAGAUUCAGUCAGUCAUCAACUCUGAAAACACAUGAGAAGAUCCACACUGGAGAAAAACCUUACAAGUGUUCACACUGUGACAAGAGAUUCAAUCUGUCUGGAAAUCUGAAAGCGCAUGAGAAGAUCCACACUGGAGAAAAACCUUACAAGUGUUCACACUGUGACAAGAGAUUCAGUCAUUCAUCAACUCUGAAAACACAUGAGAAGAUCCACACUGGAGAAAAACCUUACAAGUGUUCACACUGUGACAAGAGAUUCAGUCAGUCAGGACAUCUGAAAGCGCAUGAGAUGAUCCACACUGGAGAGAAGCCGCACACGUGUGAUCAGUGUGGAAAGAGUUUCUCUAUUAAAAGUCAGCUGAAGAUACACAUGAAGAUCCACACCAGUGAUGCGCGGGUUGAUCCAAAAUGAGCGGUCACCCGCGGUUACGAGUCAUCCAAAAAUAUUUUUAAUGAU